Messenger RNA from Euleptes europaea (tarantolino), 1344 nucleotides. Its product is annotated as keratin, type I cuticular Ha6-like. The coding region runs from base 1 to 1344 and encodes 447 amino acids. Gene Ontology annotation, molecular function: structural molecule activity. The record is from RefSeq and is a predicted model, not a curated record. The transcript has 7 exons. NCBI's taxonomy places the organism in Eukaryota, Metazoa, Chordata, Lepidosauria, Squamata, Sphaerodactylidae.
AUGGCUUCCAAGUACUAUGCUCAUACCAUCUCUUCUGGUUCCGUCAUGGGGUUGUGUGGCCCCCAUGGGGGCCAUGCUCGGAUUUCUCCUGUCCACUCUGGUGGCUCAUGCAGAGCCCCAGGCCACUCCUUUGGCAGCAGAAGUGCGUCCUCUUCUUCCCUUAAGCUGGGAUCUGGGAGCUGCAUGCCCAGCGGUUGCCAACCAAGCAGCGCUUUUGGGCCAGGGUUUGUUGGAAGCUAUGGCUGGCAUGACGAAGGGAUACUCAGUUGCAAUGAAAAAGAGCUGAUGCAGUGUCUGAAUGACCGCCUGGCAAGCUACCUGGAGAGAGUGCGCUGCUUGGAGCAGGAAAAUGCCAAUCUGGAAUGCAAGAUCCGGGAGUGGUACGAAUGCCAGGUCCCCUAUGUAUGCAUCGACUUCCAGUCUUACUACAAGAUAAUUGAGGAGCACCAGCACCAGAUCCUGUGUGCCAAGACAGACAAUGCCAGGCUGGUCUUGGAAAUUGACAAUGCUCGUCUGGCAGCGGAUGACUUCAGGACUAAGUAUGAGACAGAGCUUGCCCUCCGUCAAAGUGUUGAGGCCGAUAUCAAUGGGCUGCGCAGGAUUCUGGAUGAACUGACGUUGUGCAGGUCUGACCUGGAAGCUCAGCUAGAAUCCCUCAAGGAGGAACUUAUUUGCCUCAAGAAGAACCAUGAGGAGGAAGCGAAUGGUCUGCGUUCAAAACUUGGAGCCAGAGUUAAUGUGGAGGUGGAUGCUGCCCCUUCAUGUGACCUCAACAAGGUCCUGGAUGAGAUCAGGAGCCAAUAUGAAUGUCUGGCUGAAAAAAACCGCAAAGAUGUUGAGACUUGGUUCACUUCCAAGAUGGAAGAACUGAACCAACAAGUGGUCUCCAGUGGCGAAGAGCUGCAGUCUUGCCAGUCAGAGAUCAUAGAGCUGAGGCACACUGUUCAGACCCUUGAGAUUGAUCUGGAUGCCCAACAGAACAUGAAAGCGGCUCUAGAAGGCACCUUGCAGGAAACUGAAGCCCGCUACGGCACCCAGUUAGCACAGCUCCAGUGUGUGAUCAGCAACGUGGAAGGCCAGUUAGGUGAGCUUCGAUGUGAAAUGGAACGUCAAAGCCAUGACUACAAGAUUCUUCUGGAUGUCAAGACCCGCCUGGAAUCAGAGAUUGCUACAUACCGACGUCUGCUGGAGGGAGAAGAUUGCAAGUAUCCCAGGGCUCCAUGUGUACCAGAAUGCCUCCCUCCAGUCUCCCAAAUCACUAAAAAAAUCCGCACCAUCACAGAGGAGAUUAAGGAUGGAAAGGUCAUAUCCUCUAGAGAACAAGUCCAGCAUGUAACCCUCUAA